AAAUUACAAAAAUCUCUCAUCAAAUUCAGCCCUUUCAUAUCAUAUUUUAACCCAUGCGAGUCUUAUUUGGCAACCCACUUCUUCCUCUUUCCUUUUUUCCCCCUCUUUGACUUCCCAUUUUCUUCCAUUCCCUCUUCUCCUCAAUUUCUUAUAAAUUCAUUUCAUCUUCCCCUAAUCUUGCAUUCCAAGUUUCCAAGUUCAACAAGAAAAAACAAAUGCCUGAGAAAGAGAUUCACAAUGUUGUUAUACACCCUCGUCUUGUUGUUAGAAAGUUUCUGGCUAGGCCUCAGCAUGAAGGCUUGGGCGCCAUUGUUAGAAGGAGCAUUGGAAGGUUUGAGCUGAAAUACUUUGACCCUUUUCUGGUUUUGGAUGAAUUUUCAGUUACUGCCCCAGCUGGGUUCCCAGAUCAUCCACAUAGAGGAUUUGAGACUGUGACCUACAUGCUGCAGGGAAGUGUGACACAUGAAGAUUUUGAAGGUCACAAGGGAACAAUUGGUGCAGGCGACUUGCAAUGGAUGACUGCAGGCAGAGGAAUUGUACAUUCAGAAAUGCCUGCAGCCCAAGGUACCCAAAAGGGCCUCCAACUAUGGAUCAAUCUAUCUUCCAAGAACAAAAUGAUUGAGCCAAAUUACCAAGAAGUUUCAAGCAAGGGAAUUCCAGAAGCUUCAAAAGAUGGAGUGAGAGUGAAAGUCAUUGCUGGUGAGGCAUUGGGAGCAAAAUCACCAAUCUACACAAGAACUCCAACCAUGUACUUGGACUUCACUCUCAAGCCAAAAGCGUAUGUCCAACAGCCAAUCCCGUCGUCUUGGAAUGCAUUCGUGUACAUUCUUGAAGGCGAAGGUGUCUUCGGAAACUCAAAGGCAACAUCAACAACAGAGCAUAACCUUCUUCUUCUCGGGUACGGGGAUGGUUUAGAGGUCUGGAAUAAGUCGGGCAAGCCUCUUAGGUUCAUUUUGGUAGGAGGUGAACCAUUGAGUGAGCCUGUUGUGCAAUUUGGGCCAUUUGUGAUGAACACUCAAGAAGAAAUUGACCAAACAAUUGAUGAUUUUGAUAAUUAUAGCAAUGGGUUUGAGAAAGCAAGGCAUUGGAGAUCAGAAGCUGGGAUUUCUCUUGGGUUCUAACUUUUUAUUAUUUAUUAUUUUGUUUUUACAUAACAAAAAUCAGUGUUCAUAGGUUCAAUCCUUUUCCCCCUUGAUCAAUAGUUAAUGAAAAUAGUUGUAUUUGUCAUUCAAAAGCUGCUUUUGUUUUUCUCUCAGCAAAUUCAAAUUUUAAGGGCAUGUAAAAUUAAAUCAA
Molecule: messenger RNA, 1293 nt
Organism: Cucumis sativus (cucumber)
Lineage: Eukaryota; Viridiplantae; Streptophyta; Magnoliopsida; Cucurbitales; Cucurbitaceae
Product: pirin-like protein
Exons: 6
Coding region: 216-1121 (301 amino acids)
Source: RefSeq, a predicted model, not a curated record